UAAGACAAAUACAUGGCGUGUACUCUCUAAUCGUUACUAAUUAGCUCUUUCCAGUUCGUCAUUAGGCCUAUGAUGAACAAUCUCAUCACGACGCAGCGUGACGCAUCCUAUACGAGCUAUGAAUUAAGAACAGCUUCGCCAGUUGCGUGUUACAUGCGUUACACCAAGUGUUCUAUCAAUUCGCGGCGGAAUGUAUUACUUCGAACCAGAGUUAAUAAAGAACAUAAUGAAGCAAUGUUAAAUGAUGUCGCAGCUUUCUAAAUUAUUCUGUUAAGACUCUUUAUGACGUUACUAAAAGAUUCAUUUUAACGGAAGUUGUCACUAUUUUGGCACAAGUAAUGUGCCAGAAAUGCACAGUAAUAUCUCAUGCGCUAUUUAUUUGAAAUAUAAUAAAAUCGUGGCGCCGCGCUGUCGUAACGCAUAUAGUUACUGCGGAAUAUUCGUGCACGAGGUAAUUCUUUGUCAUCUAAUGAAUCUACGAUUAGUCACUUCAUCGACCUUCACUUCACGCGUACUCGCCGAUCUUUUAUACCGUGCAUAAAUUUACCGCAAUAAGAAAAAAAAAAAGAAACAACGCAGUGUAUGUUGGUCCUGAGCGCAGAAUCGUAUCGCUCGUUACGAAACAAUUAUAAACGAUCGCGAAGAAGCGCGCAGGAAGAUUCGAUGAGAAGACGCAUCAUCCGCUCGUUUUUCGCAGUGAAAAUGGCAGAGGAAGGUGCGGGUGGAUCGGGAAACGGGAGCAGCGGCGAGACGAGCCGUUUGCAGCUUCUGCAAGAGAUGCGACAGCAGAACUUUGACACCAUACGAUUCGCGUCGUACCGCACCGCCUGCAAGCUGAGAUUCAUACAGAAGAAAGUGCAUCUGCACAACGUCGAUAUAUGGAAUGUGAUCGAGGCAUUUCGAGAGAACGGUCUGAACACACUGGAACCAUCAAGCACCUUGGGAGUAUCCAGACUCGAAACACUACUGUCUUCCCUGUUUCACGCGCUGAACAAGAGAGUACCAGUCUCGCAACAGGCCAAAGUUGACGCUACUACAGCAUUGUUGAUGAACUGGCUGCUGGCUGCUUAUACCAGCGGAGAGAACAAUAAAAUAUCCGUGUUCUCAGUGAAGGUAGCCCUGGCAACAUUAUGCGCGGGAAAGCUCAUGGAUAAAUUUCGAUAUAUAUACUCGCAAAUAUCUGAUAGUAAUGGACAUAUGAUACACUGGAGGUUCGCCGAUUAUCUGAAAGAGGUUCUAUCUUUAACCGCGGCGGUCUACGAGUCCCCGUCAUUUGGAUAUUCCGACGGUCUUGCUAACUCCAUUUUUCCCGCGAACUCCAAAGUCACCGUAAACGACUUCCUGGAUACGCUUAUGUCAGAUCCUGGACCACACUGCUUAAUCUGGUUGCCGUUAUAUCACAGAAUGGCGGCCGUGGAAACAGUUGCUCAUCCUAUUAUGUGCGAUGCUUGUCACAAAGAAAACUUUACCGGGUUCCGCUAUAGAUGUCAGAAGUGCCAUUCGUAUCAACUGUGUCAAGACUGUUUCUGGCGUGGUAAAGUUUCAGGAACGCACAAUAACGAUCAUGAAACGAGAGAAUAUAGUAGCUUUAAAUCACCAAGCAAGCAGAUUGGCCACUCUCUGCGAAAGAGCUUUAGAUGUGUUCCUGAGAAGGGAAAGAACAGUCUACCGCGAUUCCCGGAACAACCUGAGAAGACGCUAGAUCUAUCGCACAUAGUCCCACCGUCACCUUUACCAUCUCACAACGGUUUUCCAGAUCCAGGGUUUAUGGCUCCCUUUGAUUCAGGAUCGGUGGAUAGUCGUUCGACUCUGAGAAGUAUGGACAGUUCAAGACUGGACGAUGAACAUAAAUUAAUAGCACGAUAUGCACAAAGGUUGGCACAAGAAGCUAGGACCGUGCCUCGUACCGCGUCCAGAAUGUCCCAGGCAGAUCAAGCAGGUCGAGCACCGUCGGACGUGAAUCUGGCAUCGUUAGAUGCGUCACGGGCGCAGCGUGAGCUUAUAUCGCAGUUGGAAGCGAAGAACAAGGAGAUAAUGCGCGAGAUAGCAAGGUUAAGAAGGCAACAGGAGAUAGAAGCCGCGGGUUUAGAAAAUCCGGCGCUAAUGUCAGAAUUGCGAGCUUUGAGGCAGCGAAAGGACGAACUAGAAACGCAUCUGGCGACGUUGCAAGAUUCCAGAAGACAACUAAUGGUGCAGUUGGAAGGUUUAAUGAAAAUGUUAAAGAAUCAUCAAGCAUCGCCACGAUCAACACCAAACAGUUCGCCACGAAGUACGAAGUCACCGCCUUUGCCACCUGGUGCAAUACCAAGCAGCAGAUCAGCACCACCGACUCCCGGCGGGCCUUUGUCUACACCUCAACAACAACAGCAGCUGCAACAGCAACAGCAGCAACAGCAAAUGCAGCAGCAGCAAAUGUCGCAACAAAUGUCUCAGAGCUAUCAAAAUCCCAUACCGACAACAACAGUGGCUAACGUGCAAGGCAACGCUAUGCUCGGCACGAUACAGAAUCCCAUUCCAGAUAGCUUGUCGUGUGUUGGCGGCGAUGUAAGGUCUGCGUUCAGGACAAACAGCUUACCAGGGAGCGGUUCCAGCAGUGCCAAUAAUAGUUUGGGCCGAUCCUUAAGAAAUGACUUACUGGUAGCUGCCGACAGCGUUACUAAUGCCAUGUCAACGCUUGUGAGGGAAUUAAAUUCAGACGUGUUGUGGAAUGUGUGUGAUGCACCCCCCGUGAAUGUGUCCUGGUGGCUUGCAGACUCAGACCAGGAGGACCAUUCUCACAACUCGGGGCUAAUGAACAUCAGAAAACCGUUAGACUUUGAAGCCGGUGAGGAUGGCGAUGAUAGUAGCGGCGGUGGAAAUUCAUGGCGAGAGGAACUACAACGACGUUAUCAGCAGGAGAAUGACUUUUUAGCAGAAUUGCGAUCUCGUAACAGCAUACCGCAAACACCGUCGGCUACAUUGUCCAGCGAACAGGAGCAGGAGAGAGGCGAGAGAGAAGAGGCAGACGGUGAGAAGGAAGACGAAGAUGAAGCCAACUGGGCAGAAGCGGUGAAGAGAUGGGUUAAUCGAUAAACUGAUCCAACGAGAAGUAUCACAGAUGUUAG
Mycetomoellerius zeteki is the source of this 3104-nucleotide messenger RNA. RefSeq names its product dystrobrevin beta. Gene Ontology annotation, biological process: synaptic signaling. NCBI's taxonomy places the organism in Eukaryota, Metazoa, Arthropoda, Insecta, Hymenoptera, Formicidae. The transcript has 16 exons. The record is from RefSeq and is a predicted model, not a curated record. Gene Ontology annotation, molecular function: zinc ion binding. Gene Ontology annotation, cellular component: synapse; plasma membrane. The coding region runs from base 583 to 3072 and encodes 829 amino acids.